This is a messenger RNA of Vigna umbellata (rice bean), 936 nucleotides long. Its product is annotated as putative F-box/FBD/LRR-repeat protein At5g56810. Gene Ontology annotation, molecular function: protein binding. The record is from RefSeq and is a predicted model, not a curated record. Lineage: Eukaryota; Viridiplantae; Streptophyta; Magnoliopsida; Fabales; Fabaceae.
AUGGACUUCCUCAGUGAGUUGUCUGACGAUGUUCUUCUCCACAUUAUGCAUUUCAUGGACACAACUACAGCAGUUCGAACGUCUCUCUUAUCCAAACGAUGGAACAAAGUUUGGAAAUGUCUCACCACUCUCUGUUUCAAACGCAGCGACUUCAAAACUCUCGACAGCUACGACCAAUUUGUCUACCAUGUUGUCUCCAAGAGAGACACUUCCAUUAGUUUGCAUCGUCUUGAUCUAGAAGCAUGCACCUUAACACAAGAGCUUCUCAACCAUAUCACUCCUCUUCUGCAUUACGUGCCAAAUUUGAGCAUCUAUCUCGAUUACUUUUCUCCAAAAGAGUUUUAUCAUUCCAUACCUGUCAUCUUUUCUUCACCCUCUCUCACAUCUCUCACUCUUUCAUGUACUCUUGGUAUCUUGAAACUUCCACAAUCUCUAGAACUACCUUCGCUCAGAACCUUGAAUCUCACAAAUGUCACUUUCACCGGAAGUGACGGUGAUGAGUGCGCCGAACCCUUUUCAUCCUGUUUUUUGUUGAACAGUUUGGUCCUUAUGGGGUGUUCUUUGAGCAACCCUGCCAAAGUCCUCAGCAUAUCAAAUCCCAAUCUUUCUCGUUUCACCACGAUAAGGUACUCCGAAGUGAAGUACAAGAUUGUGCUUUCUACCCCGAAUCUCACCCAUCUCGAUAUCAGAAGUUCGAUAGCCUGUCAUGAGGUCUCCUCCACGUGUGACUUUGCCCUUCUUGAACAAGCCGUCAUUGAGAGCUCUGUUUGUCCUUUAAUCGUUUUAAGGUUGCUGAAAAUGUUGUCCUAUGUAAAGAUAGUAACAUUCUCUUAUCCUGUCACAUACUACUUGUUUCGAGAACCGUUCCUCCACACUUUUCGUGUUCCUCCAGACUUUUUGUUAAUUCUUUUCGUCUUACACGAGUCUCUCUCAUAA